Molecule: messenger RNA, 3514 nt
Organism: Leptomonas pyrrhocoris
Lineage: Eukaryota; Euglenozoa; Kinetoplastea; Trypanosomatida; Trypanosomatidae
Exons: 1
Coding region: 569-3514 (981 amino acids)
Source: RefSeq, a predicted model, not a curated record
GAGUAAAGCGAAAAGUUAAGGCACCGGAGUGUACUCGCCGCUCUUUGAGUUUUCCUUCCUCAAGUGCAAGAAAGCGAAAGUCGAAGAAGCGCAUUCGCAGACGUCCCGGUGUAAAGUUUUUUUUCCCCUCCCCGCUCUUUGUUCUCGUAUAGGAAAGGGUUUAGCGUCUCCUCAGGUUGCCGACACUUCCGCUGCAGUGAGAGUGGAGAUAGUAAAAAGGCAGAAGAAGAAAAGAGAGGGUAACGGAGAACGGGAGUGUAUAUAUAGAUAUAUUUAGAUAUAUAGAUAUAUGUAGAUAUACAAUCUCGUUUUCCGCUCCGCUUUCUUAAGCUUUUUCUUUUUCUUUUUACUACUGCUGGUGUCGCUGUUUCGUAUCCACAGGCGCCUUGUCUGCGCCAAUUCUCGGCGCAACCUGGUCUCUGCACACACACACACCAGCUGCAGGGUCCACUAUCCAAAAGAUCUCAGCCACUGCUGCUGGUUGGGAGAUCUGACCAUUAAGAAAAGGGGGCCUGUGAAGGGUCCUUCUCUCUAUUUGUCCUUUCCCCCCCCCCCCCUGCGGUUUGCCAUGGAGCUCAGCGUUACCACCAUCUCGUCCGUCUCGGGCUUACAGGAAACCGUUUACGAGGUGGUCAAGGCCACCGCGGAGAACGUGCGGAAAUUUGAGAAGCACACACGGCGUCUCUUCAACGCCGACUUCGAAAGCAGCUUUCGGGCGUGUGGGGGGCCCUAUCAUCGUCCGGUGCUGCGGUCGCCUUCUCCGUCCGAUGAUGACGACGAAGAGGAAGCUGAGGAAGGAGACGGAGCGGCGGCGAGGGGGCAAUCCGAAGCGGCGACGCUGCGCAGUGCGUACGGCGCCAUUCUGCAGCUCAUGUGCGCGACGGUGGAGGCGCAGGCGGAGUUGGCGCGGCGACUGCAGGCCACCGCCCUCUCACCGAUGACGUUGAAGGUGGUGGCCGACGCGCGCGAGUCGCGGCUGACGGCGCUGGAGGACUGCCAUGCGUACGUGUACGGUGAGGAUGCCGCCACCUCCACCGUCGACCCGCUCGCCAAGCCGGCUAGCGCGGAGGUGUUGACGUGGAUGCAGGUUGCCAGCGAGGUGGAGCGACGCGCGCGGGCGCAGCUCUCGUGGGUCAAGCUGAAGAAGGUUGGCGAGGACGCCGUGCAGAGCGCGUCAUCACCGCCACCGCCGCAGCAGUCGCAACGGUCACCGGUGCAGGCAUCGCCGGUCGUGGCCGUUGCGGAGGCGCCGACGGGCCGCACGAGGGAAGCGCCGCUGCCGGUAGCAUCUGCCAAGACAGCUUCUUCGGUGUCCACCAUACCAACAUCCGUCUUUCAACACGACGGCAGCGACUCCGAUGACGAUGACCACCAUCAGCGCGAAUUCCGCAAAGACUGGAUGGACGCCACAGUCCUCCUCAACGAAUUGGUGGACACCCUCGCCGCGGAGGAUGAAGUCCACUUCGACCUGCUGUCACCUGGAGUGCCGAUGGUUGCGACCUUGCCAGAGCAAGCAGUGAACGAUCCACUCUGUGACCCGGCGACGGCGAUGGGUCGCCGCAACGCCCGCGCUCAAAAGCUGCUGAAAGGCAUUCUCAGACCGACAGACGAGGAGAUGUCGGCGGCGCGCCGCAAACUCCUCGCCAAGUGUCCCACACUGCGCGAGCUCAUGUCCGUUUUCGGCAAGAUGGACUACAACAUAGUCACCUAUCAAGUCCGCUCGUCGUCCCAGCAGAUCGGCGAGAGCGGCCCGCUGCUGUGGACGGCCGCGCUCGACAUUUGUGUAUCGGAGAUGUACACGGAGGAGCAGAACUUGUGGAGGAAGUGGAUGGAGGAACGUAACGCGACGGAGCCGCCAGAGUCGAGUGCGCAGGAGCGCUGCACGUGGAUGGAGCUGAUCCAGUCCGAGCCGUGCAUCCGCGGUUCACAGGCGAAGAUGCGCAUUGUGUCUCUCGCCGCCAAACUGUUGUUCCCACGUGAGUUUGACGUGUACCGCGGCCUUGGCCGAGACGACGCCUUCAGCCCGGAUGACUCCCCCGAGUGGAAAGAUGUGAUGGACCGCAGGGCUGGCUCGGAGGCGCCGUUCGGCCGCACCGUCACCUUCCAGUUCAACCGCAGCUCCUUCCUCGCACAGGCCUUGCAGCAGAUGCAGCAGCAGCGGCCCGAUGUCGGCACCCUGACCAUCGACAUUGCAGAAGGGAAGGAGCAGCGGCAACGGCAGUACAAUGGACCGAGUCCAAUCGACAGCUACACAGUGCAUAUUAACAGCGGCGACGGAACGGUGUUGGUGCGGCAGUCCAGCAAGCAGUACAACGAGGUGUACGACCGGGAGACCCCAGCGCACAUGGCGGUCGGGGAUGUCGGCUCUCUCGUGUCGCCGAUGCAGGCCGCACUGGUGCCGACGGUCUUCGAUGCCCUGUACAACGUCGCGGAGAAGUUGGGGGUGCUGGAGAGGUACCUCUUGCUGAAGAAGUCGUUUGAUCGGCUGCGGCUGCCGGUGUCGAACGAGCCACGCGAGUACGUGCUGAACUACCUCGUCCUGGUAUUCGGCAUGUGCCGCCUGCCAACUGGGGUGAUGAAGGAUAUGGUGGAGAUGUGCGAGCAGGCAGUGGCGGGCGGCUGGAGCACCACCGUCCGCGUCGGUUACCCGCGCGCACCGCUGCACAACACGUCCGACCUCCGGUACAUCAACCUCGAAUACAGGGUCGCGAACACGAAGAAGGCGGCGCGCAACGAAGCCCUGUUGUACACCGGCAAGACCAACUUCACGCCCGAGCUGCUGCGCAUGGUGGAUUACGGCACGAUACAGCAGAAGGGACACGCGGAGCACAUUUUGAUGGUCGGCACACCCGGCGUUAUUCCGAUGCAGCACACGCUGCAGGCGGAGUUGGCAAAGCUGGGUGCGUUGGACGUGGACGGACCGCUGGCCAGCCGCGCGCCAGGCGGGGCGGUGAUACAAAAGCUGUCCAAGCCAGGUGUCACUGCCCUGUCCCGGUGCGAUCGGCUCAUCGCCAACGUGAUCCAGCGCCACUUCCCCAACUGCGUUCAGGAGAUGAAGGUGUCGCUCACGCAGAGCUACCCCGCGCUGAUCUACACCUUGACGGUUUUUGCGGACGUGAUGGACAUCUUCUUCGCCACCCUGCCGCGGACUGAAUUGGAGUUUGGGCGAUACACCUUUCCAAGCCAGGACAUGACGCAUGGUAUGCCGCCAGCCAGCCCGGAGGAGUCGGGCGACGGUGCCGGGUUUGUUCGAGUUGUCGGCCGGAGCCCGAUCCAGGCCCUUCUCACGGCGACGCGAGUGCUGCGGGAGCGACUCGAUGGCGUGCCGGAGAAUGGGCGAACGCGCGUAAAGGUCAUACGGCAAAGCCCUGAAGUGUCGGAACCGGCCGACACUACCACCGCUGCCACAUCAGGUGUUGAGGCGAAACGGGUCACAACGCCUCCUAAAACGCUACAUCGUCUCCUCGCCAAACCCAUUCGAGGGCGUGGAGAUGUGUACGUGGAGACAGAGUAG